Molecule: messenger RNA, 2057 nt
Organism: Sphaeramia orbicularis (orbiculate cardinalfish)
Lineage: Eukaryota; Metazoa; Chordata; Actinopteri; Kurtiformes; Apogonidae
Product: probable endonuclease 4
Biological process (GO): base-excision repair
Cellular component (GO): nucleus; mitochondrion
Molecular function (GO): DNA-(apurinic or apyrimidinic site) endonuclease activity; DNA binding; zinc ion binding
Source: RefSeq, a predicted model, not a curated record
AAAGGACGUCGCUGAAAUUCAUAGAAAUAUACGUUUUAGUUACCGCCUGCUCAAUGUCUUGUCUUUAUACGUUCAACCGCAGUUGUCAGUGAAAAAUUUCGUUGCUAGCUUAUAUUAAGGAGUGGUUUCAGUUCCUACGCUACUUACAAAAUACGCACACAGACAUCAUCCAGCACAUUAACAGGUAACGAGAUCAACCAGCUGACAGACCACAAAACCUUAGCAAAAGCCUGCUCUGUGUGCACAAAUACACUGAGCCUUGAGCCACAUAACGUCACUUAACUCUGCUUAUGCACAACCACAUUUGGUGCUAACAUCAGUGCUAGUGAAUGCUACCAAACGGUAGCUAGGUAGGCUAAAUUAUCUACUGACAGACGCUACAAGUCGCCCUGGCUAACGGGCUUAACUCGGCUAGCGAACGAUGUGGCAGUGCGUUUAAAUACUUAACUGACAAACACAUUUUCAUGCAUACAAAUGUCAACAGUGAAACAUUUUAAAACCCAUUCCGCUCAGUCUUCAUACUCACCUCGAGAAUCACAUAUGAAGAGUAGCUAGCGUGCUAGCUAGCUUGGCUAAAGUGCUUCAGUGCGAUUUUUUUUUAGCUUUUUGAGGCAUUCGUCGAGGCUACAAGAACAGCGAAGCCUGAGCGGAAAGUCAAGUAAGUGGCAGAUGAUGAAAAUAUACGCGCAAUUAGCUACUGGUUUGUAAAUAAGCACUAAUGUUGUAAUAGUGUAAACCGUAAUGUGCAGAAGAAGUUAAAUUUCAAAGCGCUGUGGAGUCAGUCGGUUGACGGGCGGCCAUUUUGCUGCUCAGCAUGAUGCGUCUCCAAUGGCCAGGCUGUGGCAGCUGCGUGGACGCCUUCUGACUGGCUGGCUGCAAACGGGAGGGAUACAUAAAAAAAAAUACGCUUUUUGACCUUCAUAAGCUUUCCACAGCCAAACUCACCCCCUCUCCGCUAUAUUAAAAAAACCCCAAGCGUAUGUGCUGUCAUUGCUACUUCAGUUGUGACCAGAAGACUGUAAGCACUCAACAGCUAAUCCAUAAACGCGCCUGACAUACUUGUUUCUUAACAGCAUGGCUCCAAAAAAGACAGCAGCCAAGAAAAGAAAAUCGGAGGACGACUUGGAGGAAAAGAGUAAAGAAGACACUGAGGAAGAUGCCGAGGAAGGAGGAAGCAGGAUGAGAAAGAACCAUAAAAAUAAGAAAUAUAUUGGCGCUCACGUUGGCAUCCAGGGGGGGAUAUGGAAAGCAAUUGACUCUUGUACGGAGAUGGGUGGCAAGUGCUUCGCUCUGUUUCCGGGCUCUCAGCGGUCUUGGAAAAGGCCACCACUGGACCUGAAAGCUGGAAAAUUUCGGGAGCAACGUACCCUACAGGGGUUUGACCCUGUGCACAUUGUUCCUCACGGGUCCUACCUGAUGAACUGUGGAUCACCAAAGGACGAUGUUUUUGAGAAGAGUCAGGCCUUGCUGGUGGAUGAGCUCAGUCGUUGCAGCAUCCUAGGACUCAACCUUUACAACUUCCAUCCUGGUUCUUCUUUGGGUUCCAUCAGCACUGAACAGUGCAUGGAUAACAUAGCAGGUGCUAUCAACCACGCUCACCGGCAAACACCUGCUGUGGUAACAGUGUUGGAGAAUAUGAGUGGCCAAGGCAGCACACUAGGUGGAAAAUUCUCUGAGCUGAAGGGCAUCAUAGACAAAGUGAGAGACCAGACCCGGGUCGGAGUGUGUCUGGAUACCUGCCACGCUUAUGCAGCAGGAUAUGACCUGGCUCUAAAGGGAGGAGUGAAGGCCAUGCUGGAUGAGUUUGAUCAGGAGGUGGGACUUGAAUACCUUAAAGCUAUUCACCUCAAUGAUUCCAAAGGGAAACUGGGCUGCAACCUUGAUCGCCACGAAGACAUUGGUAAAGGUCACAUUGGAAUCUCUGCUUUCCGAGAUAUUGUCAAUGAGCCCAGACUGGACAAUAUCCCCCUGAUCCUGGAGACACCUGGACGGCCUGGAUUUGAGUAUGCUGAGCAGAUUGAACUUCUCUAUUCGCUCUGCAAGAAAAGAUAGAAAAA